Molecule: messenger RNA, 1529 nt
Organism: Nomia melanderi (Alkali bee)
Lineage: Eukaryota; Metazoa; Arthropoda; Insecta; Hymenoptera; Halictidae
Gene: Nup37
Product: nuclear pore complex protein Nup37
Cellular component (GO): nuclear pore outer ring
Molecular function (GO): protein binding
Source: RefSeq, a predicted model, not a curated record
GCCUUGACAGAAAGUACUCACCUUGUAACGCGAUCGUGGAUCGAGACGGAUCGAAGAUAUAGUUUGGCAAGAUUUGUGCCAAUACGGUCUGUCAAUUCAUAUCUGGUUGUUGCUCCAGGAGUCAAAAAUUCGCGGCGUGCACGAACCCUGAUCUUGUACUUAGCAAAAUAAAUUCGUUUCCGAGAGAUACGCGGCACGUUGAACGAUUACAUAUACCAUACGUAAAAUACCUACUGCCCUCUAGAUGAUUUGAAUUCAACCUAACCUCACCUUGGAAAACUCGCAUGUUUUUUUAUGUUUAUACAACAUUACAAUCGCAAUUGUAACAUAAUGACACACAAAAUAAUCGUAUUAUAAAUAAAUUGAUACAUUAAAGUAGAUACUACUAAUUAUCAUUUACUGUUCACUUAAAAUUUCUUAAAAUUUGUAUUUUUAAAUUUGAAGAGUCUACUUUCUUCGUGAAAUUUUGAAGGUUAUGCCGGCGAUCUUUUGUCAAUUUUAAUACGAAUAUAACUAUAUUGGGAGCGAGAAUACGAAUACAGGAUGGAUGAAGCUUUGACUACACCGCCUACGUUUCAAUUACAAUUUUCUAAACAAAUUUAUUGUGUUGAAUUUUCACCAUAUGAAUGGUCUCAACAUUUAAUUUGUAUUGCCCUUGCCGAAGAAAUUGUUAUUGGUACUAUUAAGUUUCAGGAUGAAGAUGAAACAGUGGAAGAUAUUGCAUAUAAUCAUUUUAGAACAUUCCGUCAUAAAACUAGACCACAUGCAGUUGCUUGGAGUCCAGAAACCUGCUUGAGUGUAGUACCAAAAGUAUUGAAGUUUUGUGUUGCUGGAGCAGAUUUUAAAAUAAGAUUAUAUUGUAGUAACAUAUCUGAUAAUAUUAUAUGGGAGAUGGAAGGGCACAAGGACUAUGUAAAUUCAAUUUGUUACGAAACUGAAGGUGAAAUAUUAGCUUCUGUAUCUGAUGAUCAUACGUGUAAACUCUGGGCAGUCAACGAAGAAGGAAGAUGUAUUUCUACAUUGAAUUUAACAUCACCUGGCAUGACUAUACGUUUUCACUCUGAAAAACCUGGCAAACUCCUUGUAGGAGAAAAAAAUGGAUUGAUUCACAUGUAUGAUGUACGAAGUCAACAAGCAAUUAUGUCCCUUGAUGCAGAUAUUGUUCCCUUAAUGUCAGUUGAUUGGGGAUCUAAUCCUUUCAAAAUAGCUGGUAUAGCUGCAGGGAAAUUACUUCUAUGGGAUAUAUCUAAACUUAGUUUACCUCAAGAAUCGAGUCCCCUUCAUAUUGAAGGUGGAUUAAUAGUAAAAUUUUCUCUUGCUUACGAUCACUUAGUAGCAACCAUUGGUAGACCAGAUAAUUUAUUAAAAGUAAGGAAUAUAAAAUCUAACGAACAAAUACUAUGCGGACAAGUUAAAUUGAUAGGUGGAAUAACAUGGCAUUAUGAGUUGCCAUAUAUUUGUGCUGCAAGUGAUAGAGAGAUUCGUUUUUGGAAAGUAAGUCUGAAUUAAAAAACACUAAUAAUUUGUUA